AUGGCCUCCUCGUCGACCUUCGCGAAGGCCAAGACUUACGGAAAGCGCGUCAUCGGUCGGCCUGAAGACCCUGUCCCCGUGGUCACAGUCAAGGAUUGGGUCCGCAACAUAUCUCAAAACCCAGCGCGUGAUGCUCUCAGAUAUGUGGAGUCGCUCUUCCCCAUCUUAGGAUGGAUCACCCGAUACAACUUCGGGUGGCUUUACGGCGAUGUUGUCGCCGGUCUCACUGUAGGCAUGGUCGUCGUGCCUCAGAGCAUGUCCUAUGCUCAGAUUGCAACUCUUCCCACACAAUACGGCCUUUACUCUGCCUUCGUGGGUGUACUGAUCUACUGCUUGUUCGCUACGUCCAAGGAUGUUUCGAUCGGUCCGGUUGCGGUCAUGUCGCUCACGGUAUCUCGUAUCAUCGCGCAUGUCAACGAGCACCACCCAGGUGUGUGGUCCGGCCCACAGAUUGCCACCACGACCGCCUUCAUUUGCGGUUUCAUUGUGCUGGGGAUCGGUAUCCUACGCCUUGGUUGGCUGGUGGAGUUCAUCCCCCUCCCCGCCGUCAGCGGCUUCAUGACGGGCUCGGCAAUCAACAUUGUAGCAGGUCAAGUUCCUGGUCUGCUUGGGGAGACUGGUUUUGACACUCGUGCGGCGACGUACAAGGUCAUUAUCAACAGUCUUAAGUUCUUACCAGUGACGAAGCUUGACGCCGCAUUCGGUAUCACUGGUCUCGUCUGCCUAUACCUCAUGAAAUGGAGCUGCGAUUACUUUGGGGCCCGCUACCCUCGCAGGCAGCGAUUGUUCUUCUUCAUUUCGGUGUUCCGGAAUGCCUUUGUGGUCGUCGUCCUGACGAUUGCAUCUUGGCUGUACUGCAGACAUCGCAAGAACAAGGCCGGCAAAUAUCCCAUCAAGAUCUUGCAGAAAGUUCCCCGCGGCUUCCAGCAUGUCGGCCCCCCCGUCAUCGACCCGGAUCUCCUCUCAGCUAUGGCCAGUGAGAUUCCAGUAGCGACCAUCAUCUUGUUGCUGGAACAUAUUGCCAUCUCGAAGUCUUUCGGUCGAUUGAACGGAUACAAGAUUAACCCCAACCAGGAGCUGAUCGCCAUUGGUGUUACUAACACUAUUGGCACGGUCUUCGGUGCUUACCCCGCUACUGGGUCGUUCUCGCGUUCGGCCCUCAAAUCGAAGUCUGGUGUGCGUACCCCUGCCGCGGGUAUCCUGACAGCCAUCGUCGUCGUCGUCGCCCUCUACGGUUUGACUCCCGCCUUCUUCUGGAUUCCCUCCGCCGGUCUCUCCGCCGUCAUUAUCCACGCCGUCGCGGACUUGGUUGCGACUCCCAAGCAGGUUUACUCGUUCUGGCGCGUCUCUCCGAUCGAGUUCGUCAUCUGGGCGGCCGCGGUUCUUGUCACCGUCUUCUCGACCAUCGAGAACGGUAUCUACACGUCCAUCUGCGCGUCUGCCGCCCUCCUCCUAGUCCGCAUUGCGCGCCCUCGCGGAUACUUCCUCGGUAAAGUUACCCUCCAUGAGGACCAGAACUCCUCCGAAGUUCGUGACGUGUACGUGCCUCUCCAGGAGCGGCCCGGCGUUCUGGCGCCAGUCAAGGUCGUCCCUCCGCCGCCCGGAGUCAUUGUGUACCGUUUCGAGGAGAGCGUGCUCUACCCGAACCAGUCCCUGCUUAACGACGCCCUUGUCGACCACGUCAAGAAGCACACGCGCCGCGGCAUUGACGUGAGCCAGAUUAGGAUGAGCGACAGGCCGUGGAACGAUCCUGGUCCGAAGCCUGGCCAGGACGAAACCGCGGAGAACCUCGCGAAGCCGCUUCUUCACGCGAUCGUGCUCGACUUCUCUGGAGUGUCGCAUAUUGACACCACUGGUAUUCAAUCUCUCAUCGACACCAGAAACGAGGUGGAGAGGUGGGCGGACAAGCCUGUCGAGUUCCACUUCGCUACCAUUCUCUCGCCUUGGAUCCGCCGAGCAUUGAUCGCGGGCGGUUUCGGGAUCGGCACGCCUUCGUCCCGGGUGCCCAUCGAGAUCGCCCCUGUGGUGCCCUACCGCGGAGGCCGCACAGAAUUCAGCGAACGUCAUAAAGCUCCCGAUCUGGAGGCGAUUGAGGAGACCACGAAGGAAACAGAGUCGCCGAUCGUGCCGCAAGACACGCCCUUCUUCCACUUCGACCUCACCGCUGCGGUGCGUGCUGCGGAGGCGGGUCUCGGACAGUCGUCGAACAGGUCAGACCGGUCUAGCUGGUCGAAGUCUCCAGAGGGGAAGACGGAUGUCGUGGAGUGA
This is a messenger RNA of Dichomitus squalens LYAD-421 SS1, 2268 nucleotides long. Its product is annotated as sulfate permease. The transcript is spliced from 10 exons. Gene Ontology annotation, cellular component: membrane. Gene Ontology annotation, biological process: transmembrane transport. Gene Ontology annotation, molecular function: sulfate transmembrane transporter activity. Lineage: Eukaryota; Fungi; Basidiomycota; Agaricomycetes; Polyporales; Polyporaceae. The record is from RefSeq and is a predicted model, not a curated record. Bases 1 to 2268 code for a protein of 755 amino acids.